AUGGGGUUGGAUAAGGUGAUAGUGAUGGUGAUGGUGAUGAUUAUGGUGGCGGCGAUGGUGAUGAUGUUGGUGAUGGUGAUGUUGAUGGUGAUGGUGAUGGUGCUGGACAAGGUGAUAGUCAUGGUGAUGGUGAAAGUUAUGGUGGUAGUGAUGGCGAAUUUGAUAAUGAUGGUGCUGGAUAAGGUGAUAGUUAUGGUGAUGAUGAUGAUGAUGGUGUUGGAUAUGAAGAUAGUGAUGGCGAGGGUUAUGUUGAUGGUGAUCGUGAUGGUGUUGGAUAGGGUGAUUGAGAUGGUGAUGUUCUUUGAUAAGGUGAUAGUGAUCACGAUGGUUUUGUUGAUAGUGUGA
Messenger RNA from Symsagittifera roscoffensis, 345 nucleotides. RefSeq lists its product as uncharacterized. The record is from RefSeq and is a predicted model, not a curated record. The coding region runs from base 1 to 345 and encodes 114 amino acids. Lineage: Eukaryota; Metazoa; Xenacoelomorpha; Acoela; Convolutidae. The transcript has a single exon.